This is a messenger RNA of Oreochromis aureus, 2993 nucleotides long. RefSeq names its product ubiquitin-conjugating enzyme E2D 4 (putative) (gene ube2d4). Gene Ontology annotation, molecular function: ubiquitin conjugating enzyme activity. Gene Ontology annotation, cellular component: nucleus. NCBI's taxonomy places the organism in Eukaryota, Metazoa, Chordata, Actinopteri, Cichliformes, Cichlidae. The coding region runs from base 268 to 711 and encodes 147 amino acids. The transcript has 7 exons. The record is from RefSeq and is a predicted model, not a curated record. Gene Ontology annotation, biological process: protein polyubiquitination; ubiquitin-dependent protein catabolic process.
UUUAAACUGCCUGCCAGGCACCCAAAGAAGAGCAGUAAUGAGGAGAAGGAGACAGCAGCAAAAUAGCUCAGUUGUUCCUAAGAAAGAUCAACAUAUAACUCAUUGUUGGUCACAUUACUUAUACUAGAAACCAAACGUUCAGACUCAGACGGCAUUUGUCGUUUACACGUACACUGAGAUUUGAAAGUACGCGGCCUCAGAAGCCAAAUUUUAUGUGUGAAGUGCUAACUGUUAGCUGACAGGCUACCUAGCAUAGCCAUUGAAGCAAUGGCGUUGAAAAGAAUUCAGAAGGAACUGUCGGACCUGCAGAGGGAUCCUCCUGCCCAGUGCUCUGCUGGACCAGUUGGAGAGGAUUUGUUUCAUUGGCAGGCAACAAUAAUGGGUCCAAGUGACAGUCCAUAUCAGAGUGGAGUGUUCUUCCUCACCAUUCACUUCCCAACAGAUUACCCCUUUAAACCACCAAAAGUUGCAUUCACAACAAAAAUUUACCACCCAAAUAUCAACAGCAAUGGAAGUAUUUGUCUGGAUAUUCUGAGGUCACAGUGGUCGCCUGCACUUACAGUUUCAAAAGUAUUAUUGUCCAUCUGCUCUCUUCUGUGCGAUCCAAACCCAGAUGACCCGCUGGUACCAGAGAUCGCCCAUACGUACAAGGCUGACAGGGAAAAGUACAACAAACUAGCAAGAGAAUGGACACAGAAGUAUGCAAUGUGAGAACACCAAGGAGAUCAGAACCCAUACGAGAACAAAAGAAACACAGAUGAUUUGUAACUUGAAGCAAAUGAGCAUCAAAGUAGUUGGGGGACUUGGGAGGGGGGGAGGGGGGUUAAACUAAACAACAGCCCACCUUUUGGAGAAGGAAGCGGUACUAUGAGGUACAUUGCCACUUGGCUUUGUGUGUGUUGAGCUGAUACAGUGUGCUCUGCUUCAUGACUUGUAUGGAUCUGCUGAGCAGGACCUAAUGGACUCCUUAAAGCGCUCCCACAUGGAAUACCAGAAAACUCUUUACAAUCCCUACCACCAUACUCAGACUUUAAACUGUUACUCCUGCUAUUGUGAUGAUCAUUAUAAUUGUUGCUUUUUAUAAGCAUCAUUUUUACCGUCAUUGAGUCAUAUCGUCAUGCUACUCAGAAACAAAAUGUUUGAUUUAGGAGAUUGUCUCUCCCGUCAUUUCAGAGGUACUGUCUGCACCCCACUGGAUGUCUUGUUACUGUAUUUCAUGUUUUCCGGUGGCCUUUCUGUGUUAUGUUGAUGUGCAAUUUAGACAGAAUGUUUCAUGUUGAACACAAAAGUGUGCAGUGCCAUUACCAGCAGCUGAUGUGUUGGCACGUAACUGUCUCUACCCUGAAACAAUGUGAAAGGUGUUAAGAAGGAUUUGUCUCCAUCAUCCGCUGCAAUUGGAAUUGUAACAGUAUUGAGUUAUUUUUAAAAAACUGGGGAGCUGCUGUUUAUAAGUUAGCGGGUAGGUUAACAUCCACCUCCAUUUUUCUCACACAUGCCAUCAUUGUUCUUACGUCUUGAAUAAUAAAUGACGGCUGGUGUCCAUAGUGCUCAAAACUAUUGCUGUUUGACAUGUUAUGCUGUGUAGCUAUGAAUGUGGCUACUCUUUGUCGUACAGUCAUAGCUGUGCGCCACUUCCUCAGUACAGUUACUCAGGUAUCUUUAAGAAGAUCAUCAGCCUUUUACAUGCGGUGACCCAUGGUGAGAAAAAUGAUCAGGGUUAACACAGUCUGACUUCUAAAAAUAGCACUUGCCUAAUUUUGCGGUUCUGUUCAAAUAACGACCCAUCACUUACUGCAGUGUGAUCAAAGACAUACCACAAUGGGUCUGUGCUGCACAUAAAUAUGCUUUCUGAAACAUACUGUUACUCUCAUUAUUUCUCUCCACUUAUUUCAGUGUUUUUAAGGUGAUUGGUUGUGAACAGCUUGCAAGUGAUGCUGUUUUUGAACAGACUUGAUGUUUUGCAGAUCUGUGUCACUUAAAGUCAUAACAUGACAGUUUGAUAUGCUUUAAAUAUCAGGAUUUAUGUUCAUUUUCAUCCUUGUGCUGAGUUUUUUUUUUUUUUUUUUUUUUCCCCAUUAAUAAGCAACACUCACAGUAAACUUUUUUUCUUUUUUUUAGGGUAUAAUGUUUGUGGUUUUCUUUUCUUUUUUUUUAUUGUAUCUUUGAAAGGGUUUUUUUUUUUUUUUGGCAUUUGUGUCAUGAGAAUUGAGCACGAUUUUGAUGUGUCAUAAUGUAAUAGUAAGAUAAUCCAUUGUAACUGUUGGACAAAGUAGUUGGAAAAGUUGUCAAAAAUCACAACUCAGUGCGUCGAUGCUGCCAGUAUAAAGGGAAUUAUUGGAUAUUAGAAGGAGCAAGAAAUUUUGCUAUUGAGCUAUUAUUUAAUAGAUUCAUCCAGAAAGGUAAAUAGCUAAGCAUGAUUAUUUAAGAAGCUUUGAUUGUAGAAUUAACACCGUUGUUUAGAUGCUGACUAUAGAUUUUUAAUAUUCUACUGUAAAAAUAAAAAAAAAUGUCAAAACAAGUUGUCCUGAAAGUAUACCAUAUAUACUAAAAUGUUUUGAAAAUGUACCCACUGAAUGCUCCGACACCUCCGCUGUAAUACUACAAGUUCAGUCUUUGUGUACAUUAGUGUUUGUUCAUCUAGCUAUUUAUUUAUUAGAAAGCUGGGUAUCUUCCAAUUCUUCAACAAGAGCCUCAGUUCAUAAUAUGAGUAAUGCUACAUUGACUUCCUUUAACCCACGUGUUCAGUAUGGUUUCAUAUAGGCAGCUUGGCAUGCUUUGCACUCGGGUGAUCCUUCUCAGCCAUUUUGCAGAAUAUCAGGGAUUUCGUUGAAUUUCAUCUGCCUAACACCUCUGACUAAAAGUUUAGCCUUAACCCUCAUUUUUGUACAUAUAUAUAUAGAGAGAGAGAGAGAGAAUGUGUCAUAUAAAAUGUAAAUUUGCUAUCAGGGCUGUAUUCCCAAAAUGGGUGAUUCAUUACAUCGGUAGACCUGGAA